Puntigrus tetrazona (Sumatra barb) is the source of this 2162-nucleotide messenger RNA. RefSeq names its product CMRF35-like molecule 8. The record is from RefSeq and is a predicted model, not a curated record. The transcript has 7 exons. NCBI's taxonomy places the organism in Eukaryota, Metazoa, Chordata, Actinopteri, Cypriniformes, Cyprinidae. The coding region runs from base 760 to 1599 and encodes 279 amino acids.
AGCUUUAUAGAGCCACGAACCCAGAUUAUACAAACACAGAACCGACUGACUACGCUGAUGUUGUUUCAGCACAAACCAAAGAUCAGGUCUACACAGAACUGGACAGAAAUAGACAGAGUCACGUGUAUCAGAGUCUCACAGCUGAUCCUCUACAAGAGUCCAUAUAUCACACUCUUGAUCAGACGAAAGGCUGAAUCGGCCAAUCAGAAUCCUAGUUACAAGCAUCCAAACUUUGUGUUGCUUUCAUAAAAUCAGCUUAAAAAAGUAUUUACUUAAUAAUAUACAGAAAUACUAUUCCGAUUAUCACCGAUUAUGCUUUGAAUUUUCAGCUGUAUUUUUUGUCUUGCUGUCCAGUAAAAAUAUUGAAAUCUUUUGAAAACAAGUUUAAUUUGCAUUUACUUAACAUUGACUUCAAAUGAACCAAUUCACUGUACAUUUCUUUUAGAAAAACACUUUCAAUAGUCAGAACGUCACUGUAGGACUUAUAAUUAAAUGUAAUAGCAUGUUUCUGUGUGAAAAAAAAGUUUAAUAUGGAAAAUACUUCAAAUGGCUGCAUUUUAUGGUUAAACGUUCACACCGACGGGGAAGUUGGAAAGUUCAGUACAAUGCAUCUGAACUGCUUACUUUGUAAAACUAGCUACAGUCUUAAGUGUGGUUGAAGAGUGGUACUAAAUAGUAACAAGGAAGUGAGAGAAAGCCUGCCAGGCAGAUUUACUUUUAUUCUCUACAUACACCAGAAUCCAUUAAAAAGCACUCGGCAUGUGGAAGGCGAGAGUCAUUUGUUUCUGCUUCUAUGCAGCCAGUGUAAUGGAUAGUAGCUGUGCCAUUAUCGUGUAUGAAGGAAAAUAUGUAACAUUUAAAGCCACUUAUUCACCGAGCUAUGAGUCAAACGUCAAGUACUUCGGCAGAACCGAUGGCUUCUUGUACUUUGAGAAACUGGUUGAAACGUCUCGUCCCAACCAAUGGGUAAAAAAGGGACGGUUCGCUCUGUUUGAUAACUCAUCCACGCACGUCCUUACUGCCACAAUCAUGGGAUUGAUCUCAGAGGAUUCUGGCAGUUAUUUGUUCGGCGUGGAUAUUAAACUGCUGCCCGAUCUGACCGGUGAAGAGAUACAGCUGACUGUCAUCAGAGGUGAAGACCAGAGAACCACAACUCCAGCGAAAGUGACUGUCUACAGCACGAGCGUUCCUGCAGAGAUCACAACACAGAACCGGGCCAAGACUAGAGAUCAGGAAUCUCACGCCAGGUUCGUGACCGUACUGAGUCUGGUGUGUGUUUGCACACUUUUGGUUGUGUCUUCAUUCGUUCUGUUUAAAGUAAAAAACUGGCCCACCACCUGCAAGCUGCCAGUUUCUGUGUCUUAUCACACGAGGAAGACAUCGACUCAAGUUGUUGACGAGUAUGUGAAAAUGAACUCUGUCGACCUUAUAAACUCUCCCACGACUCAAAGUGAUAAGGGUUCAGCGUUCGAGGACUUCCGCCGGCCUACAAACACAGACGCCUGCAACACAGACCUCGCACAAACAGAUUUGGACCAGAUCUACACUAAAAUGAAGCCCGAAUUAGCUCAAGAGUCCAUUUAUCAGAGUAUUGAUUAAAGUACUGACUGACUGCAGGUGACUCAUUAAGGGUCAAUUAAAAAUUACAUUUUCUCCACGUUCUUCCUGAAACUGUUUGUUAGGAACUCUUUGCAAUAAAGGUUCCUUUUGUUAACAUCAACUAAAAAUGAAAAAUACUCAUGAAGCAUUUAUUAACACUAACAUUUACUAAUUAAUCAAACUCAAAACUUACUUGCUGUCAACAUUAUUAUGUUACAUAUAUUAUUUAAUGGACCUGAGAUAACAGGUUUUAUAAUAGUAACUAGUGGUAACAAAGAUUAGUAUGUGUGACCACAAAACCAUCAUAAGUGGAAUUUUAUUAUUAUUAUUAUUAUUAUAUUUUCUUUUUCUAUAUCUGAAAUUAGAAUGAAAAAGCUUUAUGUAUGAUUUAUUAGGAUAUGAUAAUAUUUGGCUACAACUGAACAUCUGGAAUCUAAGGGGGGUGCCAUAAAAAUGUAAAUAUUGAAAAAAAUUGCCUUUAAAAGUUGUCUCUCUUUUUCGACAAAUGUAAACUAGGAAUUUUACAAAAUACUUGAAUUCACCAAUAAAGAAAAAUCAUUCAA